CCUCGCCUCCGUCCUGCCAGCCCCCGACCCCCUCCGCCCAAACUCUCCCGUCCAAACCUCUCCGUUUUCCGCCGACGGCGGCAUUGGAGCUCAAGCCUGUAAGCGACGGCACUAUCGAGGCGCCUUGUAAUGGGGUGGGUGCCGUCCCUCACUCUGCGCUGCUCGUCCUUCGCGCACCCCGCGCAGCGCCACCACCGCGACCUCUCCGACUUCCCCCUCCGCUGCGCGCUCGAGCUGCUGCUGCCCCUCCCCGCGCCUGCCGAGCCUGCCGCCCAGGCCGCAGUGGCGUCUCUCGCCGCCGCGGUGGACCGGGUGACCUCGGCGGGUUACCACAUCAUCCGAGGGCCGCUCGGCGCGCUGCUGCAGCCCGCCUUCCUGGACGCGCACGUGCGCGCUGGCGGCGUGGAGUUCUGUCUGCUGAGCCUGGGUGCAGCUGCCUCUGCCCUUCCGCACGCUGACAGCAUCAGCAUCACGCCCUCAGGCCAGCUGCGCAUGGCAGUGAGCAGGGACACCUUCCAGCGCCUGGGGCUGCCAGGGAAGGCGUCAGUGGCAGCACCGGGCGAGCAGUACUUCAUCUGUGUUGACCUGUGUGCAGCAUCCUUUGUCCCGGGCAAGAAGCUGCACGACAAGGUGGUGGAGCGUGUGGGCAACCUCAUCCCGGCCUCGCUGGACUACCUCUGCCUCUUCACACGGGAUGGCGUCCCUCAGUCCAUUGAGUUCCCCCAACCAAUCACGGCCUGCCACGUGCCCUUCUCUGCCAUCCACCGAGCCCUCUCCCCUGCCUGCCUGCCGAAUGUCCUCAUCAUGAGUGAGAUUGCGGCGCCAUCAAGCGGUCUGAGAGGCGGCGAAAGAAACGAGGGACCAGAAGAGGCGAAGAGAAGGGGAGGAGGAGCGGUAGGAGGAGGAGGAGAGGGAGAAGCUAUGGAGUGCAGUGCUGCUACACCCAUUUCUUCAGACCGCACUUUCUCCAAAAAGACAGGGGAAGGAGAGAGCGGGGCAGGGGCGGGUGGAGUGGAGCAAGGAGUAGGGGAGGGGAGAGCGGGUGGUGGUGGCAUAGCAGCAGUGGCAUUGGAGAUGCAUGAAUGGAUAGGAGCAGCAUCAUGUGGCAUCACACGGCACAUGAACGAGUGUGCGCGCAGAAUGGGCUCAAUGCUGGGCCACACUGCUUGCUCGCUGGACCUAGCCUCACACGUGACAUCAGCAACACCACCGGUGACGUCAGCAGCUGCUGGUUCAGUACACUCCUUGCGAGUGUGUGGGCCAAUCAACAACUCACAGGUUCUAGUGCUCAUCAAUGCUGUCAGAUCCACUCUGGAGCAGCAGAGCGCAUCCUCUCCCUCCCUGCCCUGGGCUGUCGUCAACUGCUGGAGCUUCUCCUCUGCACCUGCUCAGAAGCGGGACGGACGGCGGCAGGAGUCGAGUGAGGCGGGCGAGUCACAGGCGUUCGUCAUCCUGCCCUCUGACGCCUACAUGCUCUUCUCCACCAGAUAGCGAUUGCUGCCUCGCAGGCCAUCUGCCCAGCGUGUUCCUACGGCCUCUUUCCGGACUCGCCCCUACUCAGGCACGUGAGCGACAGUACAGUGCAGUUCUGAUGCAAAUAGCUUCAAUGCGGUUCAGCGCAGCACAGUGAGUCUGGGGUUUGGUUGGCCUGGGAAGAGGCUGUAGGAACGGGCUCCAAGUAGCCCCACCUCAUGGCCUUCAGCGCAUUACAGGCCAUCUGCCCAGCACCGGUAACCGCACGACAUUGGUGCCAUGCGGUGCGGCGUGGUGCGGUGGGUGGGUGGAUUCCCAGUGCUGCUGCCUAGCAGAGGCAGGUGCUGUCCUCAUGUCAUGCUGAGGCAGCAACAGGCAGCAGGUGCACUUGCCAUCGCAACGGCUGCUAAGCAGUUCGCUCUGUUGCUUGUGCUAUGCUCCCUGGUAGUGCCAACUGUCCCCUUCACAGAAUGCUGUAACCAACCAACCAAUUGCAGGGUUCUUUCCAGAUUGAGCCUGCAUUUGCCACUGCAUGGCAAAUAUCCUUGGGGUUGUAAUGUAUGAAACAAUUGAAAAAUCCAACGUAGAG
Molecule: messenger RNA, 2062 nt
Organism: Closterium sp. NIES-67
Lineage: Eukaryota; Viridiplantae; Streptophyta; Zygnematophyceae; Desmidiales; Closteriaceae
Source: the annotation of a GenBank genome assembly